Penicillium cinerascens is the source of this 1750-nucleotide messenger RNA. It is a transcript of the gene veA, whose product is annotated as sexual development activator VeA. The record is from RefSeq and is a predicted model, not a curated record. The transcript is spliced from 2 exons. NCBI's taxonomy places the organism in Eukaryota, Fungi, Ascomycota, Eurotiomycetes, Eurotiales, Aspergillaceae. Bases 71 to 1750 code for a protein of 559 amino acids.
CACCCAGCUUGUCCCAGUUUGCUGAUGUCGCUACGAAUAGACGAGGAUAACGCAACCCGUUCCGUUCAAAAUGGCAUCCAGACCUCCCAUGAUGGCGCCUCAUAAUGAGACGGAGCACUCCGUCAUUCGAAUCACGCGCGAGGGAAAGCAGCUCACCUACAAGUUGAGUGUGAUGCAACAACCCGAGCGUGCCAGAGCUUGCGGUGCUGGAGCCAAGUCAUCUGCCGAUCGUCGCCCGGUCGACCCUCCGCCCGUGGUUGAAUUGCGAAUCUUCGAAUCAGAGCCCGGUAACGAGGCACAGAAAACCGAUAUCACCUUCGCCUACAAUGCCAAUUUCUUCCUCUACGCAACCUUGGAAACCGCGCGCCCUAUCGCUCAUGGGCGGGUGUCCGGACCGCCGUCGUGUCCCGUAUUAACAGGUGUGCCCGUUGCGGGUGUGGCAUAUCUUGACCGUCCUACACAAGCAGGUUACUUCAUCUUCCCUGAUUUGUCGGUGCGCCACGAGGGUCGAUAUCGCUUGAAUUUCCAUCUAUACGAAGAGAUCAAGGACGCCAAGGAUGUUGACAAGGACUCGAAUUUGCCAAUCCCGAACCAAAUAACUCGCCCGACCACGAACAAGCCCGGAUCCCCCCAGGCAUUCCUUCACUUCCGCCUCGAGGUGAAGUCCGUACCAUUCACCGUUUACAGUGCGAAGAAGUUCCCCGGCCUGGCCACCAGCACCUCCCUAAGUCGCAUUAUCGCCGAGCAGGGUUGCCGUGUUCGCAUUCGUCGCGAUGUUCGGAUGCGACGUCGGGGUGAAAAGCGCGAGGAGGACUACGACUAUGACGAGGAGAGAGCAGCCAUGUACGCACGUUCCGAACGGUACUCAACGCCGGAUCGCUAUGUCGCAUCCGCGGUGGAGCGUCCCCGGUCAAACAGCAACGGGAGUACGAUGCAAUCGCCAUAUGGAUUCCCACCAGAGAUUCAGAGGCGGCCUUCGGCACCAGACUACGGAUUCCAGUGCCCGCAGCCAUACGAACGAUCUAUACCACCUGCUCCUAUGGCCCACUCCCAAACCCCCUCCUAUCAAUCCCACCUCUCCUUCGGCUCAACGCCUAGUCAUUACCCUUCCGCCCACAUGCCUCCUACUCCGCCACCGGUUGCAACGCCCGGUAUGUACUCACCUCAUUCCUCCUAUGCCAAAAUUCGGCACCCAUCAAACGCCUCUGAGUACGACGUCUCGCCUGCUGGGUAUCCCAUGGCACCACCGAUGGCAGAGCGGACCGAUGGUUAUCCGAAGAAUCCUAUGACAUCCUAUCGCAUGGAAGCAUCCAAGCCACAGCCAUACCUAGACCCGCGUAUCCCCGAUCCGACUCCCUACCAACAGAUGCCGCCAAAUAUGGUGCCCCGCGCGGAGACACCAGGGUUGGUCCACCCUCUGCCAUCUCUCAAGGCUCUUUCCAGCGAAUACGUGCAACCGACCAUCGAGUGUGUUUCUCCAAGUCCCGGCUACGAUUCCGUUUCUGGCAAACGGAUGCUCUACCAGACCGGUCCCACUGCCGUUGGCAAGCGCACUCACGAGGAUUCAUUCGGUCUUGAUGAACGCUCGAUGCAGAACGGCAUGCGCCCUGAUACUCAGUCCUACAACAGUGCUUACCGCGACUUCUCUGCUGAGAGCCGUGCUGCAUUGAUGGCCGAAGCCGGUGUUGGGAUGGCAUACAAGCGUGCGAACGGACGGAUGGUCAUGAAAGUUACCCCGGGAACGCAAUGA